AUGUACAGGUCACUUCGCGUCAAGGCGUGCCGCAUUCACUGUGCUUCUUUAGCCUUGUGCAUGCCACGUCGGGGUGCCGCUUCCGCCACGUGGUUCGGUGGUACGAGCAGCUCGGACUCCCUCAUGGGCACCGUGAAGGGGCUCGUGGGGUGCCUCUGCGGCAUUGGCCUCGUCAACUUGUGGUGCAGGGGCAAUCUGUUGGGGCAGGUGGAGACGGAAAGCGAUGUGUGCAUUCCUCUGGCAACGCUACGCGCACACGUCCCGGAGCCAACAAACGACGGCUUUGUUGAUGGCUCGAGUGAUUCUGAGCGGCGCUGA
Messenger RNA from Trypanosoma grayi, 318 nucleotides. RefSeq lists its product as hypothetical. The coding region runs from base 1 to 318 and encodes 105 amino acids. Lineage: Eukaryota; Euglenozoa; Kinetoplastea; Trypanosomatida; Trypanosomatidae. The record is from RefSeq and is a predicted model, not a curated record. The transcript has a single exon.